AUGCGGGAAGAUGGCGGUCCGGGAUCCGUGAGAGCAGCCGGUCGCCCCGUUCCCCGCGCGUCGGCGUUGGGAGCGCUCGGGCUCGUGGGGCCGUGGUGCGUGUGCUGGGCGGAGGGGCCGGCCUCGCAGAGCGUCGCCUCUGAGCAGGCUGUGGACCCGCUUCGUGCCGGAACCCCGAAAAUCGGCGUUUUGGGGGCCGCGCUCAAAUCGGGCGGGAGAAGGCGGGAGAGCUCGCGGGGUGCGAGGGGCGCGAGCCGCCCGGCUGGGCAGCAUGAGUCAGCAGCGGCCAGCGAGGAAAUUGCCCAGCCUGCUAGUGGACCCGGCUGAGGAGGCCGUGCGCCGCCGGUGUCGGGACCCCAUCAACGUGGAGAGCCUGCUGCCAUCAAAAAUAAGAAUUAAUUUAGAAGAUAAUGUACAAUAUGUGUCCAUGAGAAAAGCUCUAAAAGUGAAGAGACCUCGUUUUGAUGUAUCACUGGUGUAUUUAACCAGAAAAUUUAUGGAUCUUGUCAGAUCUGCUCCUGGGGGUAUUCUUGACUUAAACAAGGUUGCUACAAAACUGGGAGUACGGAAACGAAGAGUGUAUGAUAUCACCAACGUCUUAGAUGGAAUCGACCUCGUUGAAAAAAAAUCUAAGAACCAUAUUCGAUGGAUAGGAUCUGAUCUUAGCAAUUUUGGAGCAGUACCCCAACAAAAGAAGCUACAGGAGGAACUUUCUGACUUAUCAGCAAUGGAAGACGCUUUGGAUGAGUUAAUUAAGGAUUGUGCUCAGCAGUUAUUUGAAUUAACAGAUGAUAAAGAAAAUGAAAGGCUAGCCUAUGUAACAUAUCAAGAUAUUCAUAGUAUUCAAGCCUUCCAUGAACAGAUCGUUAUUGCAGUGAAAGCUCCAGCAGAAACCAGAUUGGAUGUUCCAGCUCCCAGAGAAGAUUCCAUCACAGUACAUAUAAGGAGCACCAAUGGGCCUAUCGAUGUCUACUUGUGUGAAGUGGAGCAAGGCCACUCAGCUCACAAAAAGUCUGAAGGUGUCACCUCUUCACCUGAGGACAGACAUCCAGAACGCUCCGAGGAAGAAGAAAAUCCUCAGCAAACUGAAGAAUUGCUUGAAGUAAGCAACUAAUAGCAUUUCAGAACUCAUGUAUUGAGUUUUUGUGGAGAACAUCCUUCAUGGGUGGAUCAUGCAUCAGUCUGAUUCUCAGAGCAAUAACUUGUCCCUGCAGUCUCCUUCUCUGCUAGCAACAUUAAGGAUGGUAGUAUAUUGAGUAGUUCACUACUUAGAUAAUUAUGGUUUCCAAAUUUGAAAACAGCUGUUCUUAUAAUUAUUCACUGCUUUCGGUCAGCAAAAUAGUCAUCUUACACCUGAAAUAACUUCAUCACAAAGAGUAUCAUGAAAACAGAUGGGUCAGGCCUGAAAUGGACAGUUCUUCAUGGACUUGACCCUUUCCUGCAAGGAUUAUAUUGUGUAUUACAAAAGAAAUUGCCUUACACUGGUUCAUGUUUGCAGUUAACUGUUGUACACUGGAUAGCUGUACACACAAGUCGAAAUGUGAUGUCUAUGUAUAUAUCUGUAUAAUGUUUAGAUUACUUGUAAAAUAUGUCUAAGGGGUACUUUUUACCCUUGUACAGCCAAAAUAAUGUAUAUAUGGAAAGUGACAGACAAAUGCUCUAAUUUCCUUGGUAUCUAUAACUUAUUAGAAUCCUCUGGAUGAGGGUUAGAAGAGAGUUUUUCCAAACUUCUACAUGUAGAAGUAUCAUAAAUGUGCUGUACAUUUACAUUCAUAGAUUAAAUUAAAGUAUUUUAAUAAGGUUCCCAGUGCUGAACUUGGAAUUGGAUACAUCUUGUCUUUAAGCUGUCUGUAGCAUUGUAUGUCCCAGCAGAUUGCUGGCAUGCCCCAAGGCUUUGGGGACAAGUACAGAGAAGCCAUCAGGUAGCAAUGUGAUUCAUUACGAGAUAUGAAUGCAAUCAUGGUGAAAACUGGGAACUAUUUUAAGUUUUUUGUGAGCAGAUUUUUGUAAUAUGUUCUGUAUGCAGCCUUGCUCUCCAAUCAAAGGGGUUUUACAUAUCACACGUUGUGCCCUGCCCUCUCUCCAGCCAGCUGUAGUCCCACAUUUCCAUGUUCCUAGCUAUUUCUACCUCAUUGGGUAAGUCAUUUACCACUCUGUGCCUCAGUUUACUCUGUAGUUUACCAUUAGACUGUGAGCUCCUUGAGGAACUUUGUUGUAAUCAUUGUUAUAUCCCAGCGCCUUGCACCAUGCCUGGCCCAUAAAAAGUGCUUAAUAAAUAUUUGAACAAA
Nycticebus coucang (slow loris) is the source of this 2288-nucleotide messenger RNA. RefSeq names its product E2F transcription factor 6 (gene E2F6). The record is from RefSeq and is a predicted model, not a curated record. The transcript has 7 exons. Gene Ontology annotation, cellular component: RNA polymerase II transcription regulator complex. Lineage: Eukaryota; Metazoa; Chordata; Mammalia; Primates; Lorisidae. Gene Ontology annotation, biological process: regulation of transcription by RNA polymerase II. Bases 272 to 1114 code for a protein of 280 amino acids. Gene Ontology annotation, molecular function: DNA-binding transcription factor activity, RNA polymerase II-specific; protein dimerization activity; RNA polymerase II cis-regulatory region sequence-specific DNA binding.